Molecule: messenger RNA, 970 nt
Organism: Pistacia vera
Lineage: Eukaryota; Viridiplantae; Streptophyta; Magnoliopsida; Sapindales; Anacardiaceae
Product: very-long-chain (3R)-3-hydroxyacyl-CoA dehydratase 2-like
Exons: 9
Coding region: 83-739 (218 amino acids)
Biological process (GO): sphingolipid biosynthetic process; fatty acid elongation; very long-chain fatty acid biosynthetic process
Cellular component (GO): endoplasmic reticulum membrane
Molecular function (GO): 3-hydroxyacyl-CoA dehydratase activity
Source: RefSeq, a predicted model, not a curated record
UAAUUGUCUAGAUCCAACUUCAAAGAUAAAGCACGCUGAAUGCUGAUUUUGUCCACACUGUUGCUCAAUACCAGCCACAACAAUGUAUCUACUUUCCAGGCUCUAUCUCUUCACUUACAAUUCUCUUCAGGCCCUUGGCUGGGCAGUUUCUCUGUUUAGUAUCUUGUCCAACAUUUUAUCAACCAAGUCUAUUCAUGUAGCUUACGAUUCUGCUGGACAACUAAUCUGGUUGCUACAAACUUGUUCAUUCUUGGAAGUUAUACACGGAGCUAUAGGUAUUGUUCCAAGUGGAGUGUUGUUUCCUUUUCUGCAAUGGGGUGGAAGGACUCUUUUCUUUCUAUCAAUUGUUCGAACUAUUGAUGAGGUACAGGAGUUGCCUUCAGUUUUCAUAACUUUUGUUGCUUGGAGUGUCAGUGAGGUAAUUAGGUAUCCGUUUUAUGCUUUAAACAGCAUUGGAACUUGUCCAUCAUGGAUCACAUACCUCAGGUACACUGCAUUCAUUGUGCUGUACCCUAUAGGACUUUUUCCUGGUGAAAUGUGGCUCAUGUAUGAAGCACUUCCAUAUGUAAAGAAGAAAAAUCUCUAUGCAGAUUUCUUUGAUGUGCUUCCCUUCAGCUAUUACAAUUUUCUCAGGGUUAUGCUUUUGUGUUACCCAUUCCUCUGGUUGAAGCUUUACCUGCAUUUGUUUAAGCAGCGGGGUUCAAAACUGGGUAAACAUCACAAGAAGAAGAAACAGUGAGGAUUAAAGCUCUCCAGUUAUAUGAACCAAUUGAUUGUUAGUAUCUGGCAAACCUAGAACAGUAACUCAAGAAAGAUGUUUAGUUCCAACCGGGGGAAAGAAAAAAGAUUCGAAACGGAUAUUGCCUACCAUGUACAUUGAGAACACUAAUAUAUUUGACAUGUAUCUUUUUUCUUGUGCCAGUAAAGCAAUAUUGCCCACUUUUUAUAUUAGAUGCUUGAUAAGUGAUAA